This is a messenger RNA of Chelmon rostratus (copperband butterflyfish), 1574 nucleotides long. RefSeq names its product coiled-coil domain-containing protein 106-like. The record is from RefSeq and is a predicted model, not a curated record. Bases 111 to 1112 code for a protein of 333 amino acids. Gene Ontology annotation, cellular component: nucleoplasm. The transcript is spliced from 5 exons. Lineage: Eukaryota; Metazoa; Chordata; Actinopteri; Chaetodontiformes; Chaetodontidae.
GGAAAAAGGAGCAUUUUACACUCAGUGAUAUUUCAGCGUGCAACAACACAAACACAGGAACAUUUCCAGCACCAGUUUCAACCGCUGGACUCUCCUGAAGGUUUGAAGAGAUGUCUUCCGUGUGGGAGCCGUCAGGUUAUUCCCCCUGCAUAGAGAUCGACUCCAGCUCCGUGCGGUGCAAAGACAGACUCGCCUCUCCGGCCUGGCUGAAGCAGGAACAAGACGAACUCCGCAUCAUCAAGUGGGAGAACUUUCAGACGGGAGGCUCAGCUGAUGCCGUUCAGGACAACACGCCCAGCAGCGCCAUGUCAGCCGGCUCACAUGUAGAAAGUCUGCCCCCGCGGGUGCUGCUGACCAUCACCAAGCUGCAGUGCAUGCUGGAGAGCAAACAGGAGCGCAUCGCUGCGCUGGAGAGACAGGUGGAGGACCUGAUGCAGGACCGCAAGUUCCUGCGGAGCCAGAUAGAAAAUCUCACGAGUAACCGCUCCAUGGCGACUUUUGCAUCACCCAGUCCGCUGAGUGAAGCUCCCAAACCCAGCAAAGUGCAGCACUCAGAAAACAAGUCUCGGAAGAGAGAACGAGCUUCCUGUAGCUCCUCUGACAGCAGCGACAGCGGCUCUGAAGAGUCAGACACUUCUGAAGUUUCAGCGGCCUCGAGUGAACACAGAAGGAAGAAACACCACAAGGACAAGAAAAGAUCAAAGAAAGGGAAGGACUACAGCAGGAAGAGAGCCACCGGUGUGCAGUACGUCAUCCACCGCUACAAACAAGUCCUGUCCGCCUUCAUCAAGAAGAAGAGCAUGAGUGAAGCCUUCCGGCAUCUGGGAAUCGACCGGAACACCAUCGCCAACACGGCGUCGAUAGCUGAGCUCCACCUGGCUGGCAAAGACAUGGUCCCCUUGGUGGGCAUGUUUCGCCAAGGAGAAGAGACUCUGGUCAGCUACGCCCAUCGGUGCACCUUGGCCAUCGACAGCGACGCUGACCUGUCCAGGAGAAUAGACCAGAUGAAAGCCAACGGCGAGCUGCUGCCCAUCUCAGGGAAAAGGCCCAGGGUGCUGCAUUCUCACCUGCAGCCGCUGGGGGGCGCUGCAGAGAGCAUUUUAAUAGGUUGAUGAUUAUUUUAUUGCAUGGAGAAGGGGUGAAAAAUAAUGCCUUCUCAGAAUGACCUUCUGUUUGUUUUUCCCUCAAUCUGAACUGCUGGAUUUAAUUGUUUUAUGUAGCAUUUUUUGCAUUUCUUAAAGUUGAUUCAUGUCUCAAGGAGGAUGUUAAUUAUUUUUGUGUCCACAUCUUCACGUUUAGGAUGUGUGUAUAUUUUGUACUUGAUAGCCAUAAAAAAUAUUCACAGCUGCUUUCACUGAUGGAAAUAAUGGAUUUUUUUUAUUGUUAUUUAAGAACAGAAGUGUGUGUAUUGCUAGAAACAUCCACAAGAUGGCAGUGCUCACUUAUUAGAUUUACAUUUAACUCUUUGUCAUUUUCUCCAAAAUGGUGGAUAUGGUCAAUUUCCAUUUUCCAGCUCCUAGUUUUGGUUGGAGGUGUAGCUUCAUGUUCAUGGACUCAAUGGAAAGAACUUUGUU